This is a messenger RNA of Cicer arietinum (chickpea), 1144 nucleotides long. RefSeq lists its product as uncharacterized. The record is from RefSeq and is a predicted model, not a curated record. Gene Ontology annotation, cellular component: plasma membrane. Gene Ontology annotation, molecular function: electron transfer activity. Lineage: Eukaryota; Viridiplantae; Streptophyta; Magnoliopsida; Fabales; Fabaceae.
UAGUUGGAAAUCGCGAAGGGGCUUGGAUUGUUUAGUAUAUAUAAUAUAUUCGAUUGAGUGUUUUGAUGAACCCUAUUUAAUCUGUGAGAAUCCUUUGAAAGAGAGGAAUUAAGCAAUUAAUAAACGUAAUGGGUUAUUAUUAUUGUCGAAAAUGGUUGACUCUGAUAUUGUCAAUGUGGGUUGUAAUAAGGUGUUCGGAAUCAACAGAAUAUGUGGUUGGUGACGGUGAAAAUUGGAGCUGGAAGGCUCCUCUUCCAUCACGAGAUGUACUAAGUCGGUGGGCCUCUAGUCACAACUUCCUAAUAGGCGAUGUUAUUGUGUUUUCGUACAAUACUAGAAAAGAAUCGGUGCGCGUAGUAAACGAGGGAGACUAUAGUUCGUGUAACGUACGGGGAGAAGAUCACGUGGUGUACCACGACGGGAAUACGAAGGUGGUACUUAACAAAAGAGGAAUGCAUUAUUUCAUAAGUGGAAACAAGCGUCAUUGCAAACGUGGCUUAAGGCUCGCUCUGCUUGUCUCUCAACCUCCAAUUCCCCCGCCUCCUCCCCCUGUUGUUUUCCCGCCUCCUCCCUCUGUUGCUUUCCCGCCUCCUCCCUCUGUUGCUCUCCCGCCUCCUCCCUCUGUUGCUCUCCCGCCUCCUCCCUCUGUUGCUCUCCCGCCUCCUACGCCGGCUUUGGUUCUUUCCACGCCUCCUACGCCAAAAUCCUUGGUUGCUUUCCCGCCUCCUCCACCGUCACCUUUAGCACCAUCACCUUCAGCACCGGCACUGGCACCAUCACCUUCGGAGUCACCGUCAGAGUCACCGUCAGAGUCACCUUCAGAGUCACCUUCAUGGGCACCAUCACCGUCACCAAAUUCGUCUGCUGCUGGUGGUGGAGGUGAGUCGAUGAUAUGGUUGGGAGUUUCAAUGGCGAUGAUGAUGAUGUUCAGAGUUUGACAGAUGAUAGGUCUCUCUAAUUAAGCUUUAUGUGGUGUGAGUGUGACUCACUACAUACAUAUAUGUAAUGUUUAUGUCAUCACUCAACCUCAACUUCAUUUUCCUUACUUUUGCUUUUGCUUUCAUGUUUCCUUACUUAUCAUCACAAAAAAGGUUGUUUCUUUAUUUCGCCAUUCAACAAAGUCUUCUCUUACUUAUUUCAUGCA